This is a messenger RNA of Hyaloperonospora brassicae, 756 nucleotides long. The record is from the annotation of a GenBank genome assembly. Lineage: Eukaryota; Oomycota; Peronosporomycetes; Peronosporales; Peronosporaceae.
AUGUGGGCGAAGCAGGUCGGCAAGUGCAUCCGGUCCCUGGGGCAGACGAUGGACCGCGUCGGCGUCGCGCUCGAAGCGAACCUCACCUACACGGAGCACCUGAACCCUUCGACGCGCGCCGUGAAGAACUUGGGGCGCUCUCCCACGUUUGGGGAGAAGGUGUUCGUGGCGCCCAAUGCGUCUGUGAUCGGGGACGUGAAAGUGGGCAAAGGCAGCUCCAUCUGGUACAAUGCCACAGUGCGCGGUGACGUCAAUCACAUCACGAUCGGCGAGAACACGAACAUCCAGGACCAGGCUGUGGUGCACGUGGCGAAGAUCCAUCGUGACAUUCCCACCAAGAUUGGCGACAACGUGACGGUGGGGCCCGCUGCGAUGGUGCACGCCUGCACGAUUGAGGACCACUGCAUCAUCGGGACGGGGGCACAGGUGCUCGACGGUUCGGUGAUUGGCGCCAAGUCCGUCAUCACGGCCGGCUCUAUUGUCACCCAAGACAAGCAGGUGCCUUCAGGGCAGCUCUGGUCGGGCGUCCCUGCUCGCUACUUGCGCGACCUCACGGCUGAGGAGAUGCACUUCAUGCAGCAGUGCUCAGCCGAGUAUACCGAACUUGCGGAGCAGUAUGCCGUGGAGUGCGCAAAGAGCUUUGAGGAGUACGAAGCUGACGCGGAACGCUUUAAGAUCUUGCGGGACGUGGGUGAGACGGGUUUGCCGCAGAAAGAGGAUUCGCGCAAGGAUACCGGUCUUUACUUUCGUUACUAG